AUGCUUGAGGUCUCUCCUAAGCAGAGAGUGGCAGAUAAGAUAAGCAACCAGUUAGGCCACCUGUACAAGGCGGCCCUAUUUUCAGAAAUAAAUGUUGAAGGACUGGAGCCACAAAACUAUGAUGACCUACCUUCGUACGACGAUGCCACUAGAGAUCUACCUCCGGAAUAUUCUAUUCUUUCGCCCUUGGCUCGGAGCAAGGUCUUGUUCAACGUUUCAGCGCCACGCGCAAGCAGCGGCUAUUCAAAACCCAGGUCACCGUCCCAUAUCGUUGAUAUUGACAGUCCGUUUGGGAUUCGAGAACAUAAAGGUGGAAAGAAAAAGAAGAAGCCUGCACCACAACGGUCACCGACGCCACCGCCGAACAAUGAUGGCGAUAAAAAGGACGACGGUGCAGAAGAUGGCCAAAACGGCGGAGAUGCUGGAAAUGACGGGGCUGGGACUGGAGGCGAAGGAGGAGGCGAUGGCGGUGAUGGUGGCGAUGAUGGCGAUGGUGGAGAUGACGACUGGGGCGUAUGGAAUACAACUGGCAAUAAAAAAAAGAGCAAAAAGAAGAAGGAGGAAGAGGAGGAACAAAAGCGGAAAGAAGAGGAGGAGCGUAAAGCUACUGAAGAGGAGGAGCAAAAAGCUGCCGAGGCCGCUGCUGCGGAGGGCAAUAACAAUCUUAGCUGGGCAGACGAUAUUGAUGGAAACGGCGAUGAUUCGUGGGCCGGAUUUGAAGUUGCCGGAAAGAAAAAGAAGAAGGGCAAGGGCGUCGAAUUGGUAGAGACUGACCCUCCUUCAAAUUCAUUCCAAGAUAUCAGUUUGAAUGAUGGAGCACCACGAAUAGAUCUAAAUCUUGGUCCUCCAGGAGGGAAGUCUGGGAGGACCGAUCUCAGUUUUGGUUCAUGGGGCAAAGGCUGGUCCACUGGAAAUAAAUGGGGGUUGGAUUCUCUUGACAAAGGGAAGGUAGACAACAAUCCUUGGUCACUAGGUAAACAGGACCCAUCAAAAGCAUCAGUUGGAUUCGAUUUUGGAAACUUCGGGGACUCUACUGGUGGCGAGGUGGCCACAGAAGAGCCAAAAGCCGAAGAGGAGGAUUGGGGAUUCACCGUCACUAGCAAGAAGGACAAGAAGAAGAAGAAGGAAGAAGAACCCCCAAAGGAGCCUGAACCAGCCCCAGCAGUAGACAACGCUUGGGGAGCGAGUCUUUCGAAGAAAGAGAAACGAAAAGCAAAGAAGGGAGUCGGUAAAACUGCAGAGGAACCGCCAGCGGCAGAGCCAGUCACAGAAGAACCAAAAAAUAAUAAUGUUUGGGCAGCGGUCAAUGAUAAAAAGGAACCGGAGCCAGCCCCAGAGGCGGCCGACGAUAAUGAUUGGGGCUUCACCACAUUGGCGAAAAAGAAAGACAAGAAGAAGAAUCUCCUAGUCGAGGACUCCGUUCCUGAACACCCUCCCGCGCCUGACCCGCCUGCCCCAGCUGAGGACGACUGGAUGAGCGGUUGGACUUCCGGUAACAAAAAAAAGGACAAGAAGAGCAAGAAGAAUGCAGUCAUCGAAGAUCCUGCACCCGUUGUUGAGGAACUCCCACCAGCCCCAGAUCCACCAGUAGCAGAGCCUACUGCGGAGGAAAAGAAGGAUGAUGACGGGUGGGCAGGCUGGAAUGUACCUACCAAGAAAGAAAAGAAGAAGAAAGGCAAGGUUGCCGAGCCUGAGCCUGAGCCUGAGCCUGAGCCUGAGCCUGAACCUGAACCUGAGCCCAUCGCGGAACUAGAACCGGAACCUGAACCUGAACCGACACCGCCUACACUCCCAGAUGACCCUCUUUAUAACAACUGGGCAACUCUGAGCGGGAAAGACCGUAAGAAGAGGGAAAAGUCGCUAAGAAAGAAAGGUCUACCUGUUCCCGGCCAGGACUUCGAAUGGCCACCCCCGCCGCCCCCAGAGCCCGUGGAGCCUGUCAAGGAACCUGUGCAGGAGCCGGAGCCCGAGAUACUUCCAGAAGUGGUCCCGGAAGAGCCAGUGGAACCAGAACAAUCUGUUGAAGAUGAUGGUUGGGGCAUCUUGGCCACUUCGAAGGACAAGAAAAAGUCAAAGAAAAGCAAAAUUCCGGAGGCACCCCCGCCACCUGCGCCUACUCCUCCCUCGCUGGCAUUGACUCCCGAGCCGGAGGGAACAUUCGCAAUCGACGAUAUACUGGAGGAGCCGAUGUUAGAUGAGACACCUAAACCGUCUAAAAAGAAAGUGGAGGAAACUCCACCGAAAACAGUCAAGGGGGGAUUCUGGUCGACCUUGGGGGCGGCUGCGAUGGGAAAACCUAAAAUGACUACAAAAAAGAAAUCCGAGGAGAAGCCCAAACCCGUUGAAGAGCUGGACCCUACUCCAGCUGAGCCUGAUUUGCUCAUUGACAUUGGUGAUGAGCCUAAGGAAGCCGAAGCGCCUGUUGCGUCAGCUGAGCCUAUUGUAGAAGAGCCAUCCCCGCCAGCCGCGCUGCCAACUAAGACACCUGAUGUCAGCACCAAGACCAAGUCAUCAGGCAAACUGUCGGUAGCAGAGCGCAUCAAGGCCCUGGAGCAGGCCAAGAAAGAUAGACUGAAUGAAAAGCCCGUCCGAAAAUCUAAGACGAAAGAAGCUGCCGAGCCUCCUCCACAGGAGCUCGAGCCUGAGCCUGAGCCUGAGGUACUUGAAGAACAGAAAUUUACACGAGACUCAGUGCCAGGAAGUUUCCCUGACGCAUUUAACGACGAUUUUGAAGAACCACUACCUGCUCCGGAGCCUGAGCCCGAACCUAAAUUUGAGCUACCGCCGGAGCCUGAACCACCAACCUUGUCAAAGAAAGCCAAGAAGAAGGAAAAGAAAAAGGGGAAGACAGUUGAGCCGGAACCUAAGCCUGUUCCUGAACCUGCUCCCGAGCUGCCUAAGGAGCCUAAACCCGAAGUCGAGCCUGCCAAGUCAGAUCCCCAGCCUGAGCCUGAGCCGGCGCCACUGUCCAAGACUGAGAAAAAGAAGAAAAAGGGCAAGAUAGUUGAACCAGCGCCAGAACCAGAGCCGGAGCCAGAGCCGGAGCCAGAGCCAGCCCCUGUGGGUGUGCCUCAACCGGAGCCGGAAAAGUCUAAGAAGAAGAGCAAGAAAAGCGCACCCUCGAAAGGAGCUAUGGCUUACAUGGAUGAGUCACCGGCGGAUGCCCCCAUUGCUGAUCCUCUGGACGCAGAUGCUGGCGGCCCCCCGACGCCACCACCUGAGCCGGCUGCGCCUGAAAAAUCGGCCAGGAAGGAGCGUGCUCGUGUCGAGCGGACAGCAGGUGCUGCUUCCUGGGCUUUCUGGGGAGCUACAGCCCCGCCAAGGAAGUCUGGCCACAGGGAGUCUGGCCACAAGGAGUCCAGGCAUAAGGGGGAACAAUCUCCAGAGAUUGCCAGGUCAAAAUCGACGAAACACUCGAGACCCCGAGAUCCUGAGAACGAUAUGGAGAAAUCGUCUGCAUCUGAAAAGGACCGACGCAGAGAGGUAAAACACAGCCGAGGCAUGGCCUUUUCCAAUUUCAUUCUUGGGGCGGCGGCUCCUCCACCUUCACGGACAAAAUCUGGUCGACGGAAUGGUCCGUCUGCGUCCAGGCCUACCUCCAGACGCCCGUCGAUGGAUAUGAAUGAUGGUGGCUUCCCUUCGCCGCCGCUACAAGAUCGACAUGAUUUGCCUGAUAAGGCAGCAAGAAUGAUGGGAGUGUCAGGAAUAAAGAGGGAAAGGUCGCGUGGGAUACGGACCAAAUCUGGUAAUCGUGAUCCCUAUGCCCUUGAAGAUGAGGAUAUGGUUAUGGUGGACCGGGACGAUACUGAGGCCCAUUCACCGAAAACACGCUCCAGAGGAUCAAGGCAUUCCGGGAAGAGGUCCAGGCGACAGUCGAGAUCGAGACCAGAAGAGCUCCAGGAAGAUGCGGUCAUGGUUGAUGCCGACCAAGUCCAACAAGGACCCGAUGUCUUUUCCGGGCCUGAUGAUAUUGCGUUUGUUGGAACUCCACCAAAGGAACAGCGCCUCAAACGAUCGAGUACUGUUACAAAGAAAUCUGAAACGGGUGGCUUCAUGGGGUUGAUCGGCUCGUUGCGAAGAAAUACUCGCCCAGAGCCUCCCGAACGCCGAAAGUCCCGAUCACGUCGUGAUGAGGAUGCAAAGUGCAUGACGGAACCAGAACGAGACGAGGCUCGACGUCUGCGACGCGAGGAACGAAAGAAACGCUCCGGCCGACUGGAUUAUGAGGCCGAAGGCUUCGUCACCGAUGCUGGCCCGGCAGAAGGAAUACCCAAGAUGGAAGCGGAGGCUGCGGAGGCCAGGAGAGCGGAGCGCAGAGCACGACGUGCUUCGAGACAGGUUGAUUCGGAGAAAAUUCAGGAAGGUGAACUUCGGGAGGCGGAAGAGCGACGCGCUAAGCGAAAAGAGAAGCAAAUGGCUCGCGAGCGGGAGAUGCAGGAAAGGCAGGUUCGCGAAGAAGAAGGACGAGAGCAAAGACGCCAAGAAGAGAAGAUGGCACGUAGGGCUGCCCGCGAAGAGCGUCGUGCUCGUGAAGAGCAGGAGGCCAGGGAGGCACAAGCCCGCGCCGAAGCCAAAUCUGCAGAGCGACGUGAGCGAAGAAGGCAGAGAGAAGCAGAAAUGCAUGAAAAUACCAAAUCCAGGCGAUACUCGUACGUGGAUGAACGCACUGCUCGGGAUUUUUACGUCGAAGACCCUUACGCAGACCAGGGGCGUGGCGCUAAUCGAGCUGGAGAUGACGGAGAGAGGUCCCGACGUCGAAGAUCCAGGGCCCCCGACAUGGCCAGAGACCCGCCAAUGAUGAUGAUGUCUGGGGGCCGAAAGGAUAAGAUCUCAUCUUGGGUAGAUUCACAAACAGCAGAACCGCCAGAACCGCCGCCGCUGGUGCCAACCGUGCUGGACGAGCCACCAGGUCCUGGAGAGCCGAUCAACGCACACUCCGUGUCAUCGGAUGAGGAGGCUCGUCGGGACCUUCGUCGUCGAGCUCGACGACGAGCACGGUACCCGGGACUGAACGACGAGGAAAUCAACGACCUAAGAGACAGGAAAAGGGAGGCGCGCCGGGCUGAACGGGAUGGACUUAAAAGUAGCUCUGGCAGUGGAGACUACGAGCGCGAUCGUGGCAUGAAAUACGACCGAUACGCUGCGCCACCCAGUUCUGGCGCAAAGAUACCCAACUGGUUCAAGAAAUUGACCAGUUUGUAA
Aspergillus tanneri is the source of this 5202-nucleotide messenger RNA. RefSeq lists its product as uncharacterized. The transcript is spliced from 5 exons. The record is from RefSeq and is a predicted model, not a curated record. The coding region runs from base 1 to 5202 and encodes 1733 amino acids. Lineage: Eukaryota; Fungi; Ascomycota; Eurotiomycetes; Eurotiales; Aspergillaceae.